Messenger RNA from Rhipicephalus microplus (southern cattle tick), 9382 nucleotides. RefSeq names its product Plasmanylethanolamine desaturase Kua (gene Kua). Lineage: Eukaryota; Metazoa; Arthropoda; Arachnida; Ixodida; Ixodidae. The record is from RefSeq and is a predicted model, not a curated record. Gene Ontology annotation, molecular function: oxidoreductase activity.
UCUCCGUUGGGGAGCAGCGCCUCUGCUUGCAAAUGAGGUUGUGAUAGCGAAGCGUGCGGGCAGACCGGUCCGUCUUCGAGUUCGGCUCUUCGUUUCUUUCUGUUUCUUUAAUUUUUGAAGGUUUUUAUUUCGACCGUCUCGACUUCAAAUGGCAAUGGCGUGCAAUCUAUUACCCCCCGUCAAAACUGAAAAACAGAUUCUCGAAAACUCAAUGCCCGAAGACGACCCGAACAGCAACUCGGACACAUAUCAACCGAGCGACGCAGUCGACGGCCAGCUGAAGCCAAGGUGGGGCCCACACCACGCUGGCGCUCGAGAGCUGGCGGGACUUUACACCCGAGGAAAGCGCACACAGGAGACGGUGUGCAUUGCCGUGUGCCUUACAUUGAUGGGCUACAACCUGUUCCAGCUGACGAUGUACUUCCAGGCGUCUCGCUGGAGCACCAUCAUCGCCGCCGCACUGUGUGGCGUAGUAACAGCGGAUUUUCUUAGUGGCCUUGCCCACUGGGCUGCAGACACUUGGGGAAGUGUGGAGCUGCCUGUCAUUGGGAAGGCAUUUAUACGUCCUUUCCGAGAGCAUCACAUCGAUCCAACAUCAAUCACGCGGCAUGACUUCAUUGAGACCAAUGGGGACAACUUCAUGGUGCCCAUUCCAGUGUUGGCCAGCAUGGCCUGGGGCUUUGCCUCCAAGCCUCCACAGGCCAUCCUGGCCACGUACCACUGGAACUGCUUCCUCUUCCUUCUGGCCCUUUUCGUAGCAUUCACCAAUCAGAUUCACAAGUGGUCGCACACAUACUUUGGACUGCCACGGUGGGUGACGCUUCUUCAGGAGUGGCAUGUGGUGUUGCCAAGACAACAUCACCGAAUACACCAUGUGGCACCCCAUGAGACUUACUUUUGCAUCACUACUGGUUGGCUCAACUAUCCGCUGGAGAAACUCCACUUUUGGCCAGCCUUAGAAGCGGUCAUCUCUGCCCUUACAGGGCACAGUCUCAGCAGUCUUGUGGGUACUUGGCAGGCAGGUGUGCUGCCUCUUGUUUCAGAAGUUUCAGAAAGAGAGUGUGCCUGGGUGCAGGAUGAUACAGAUGCCAGGCAGUGUUGAACGUAUCUGAAUUGCUUUGGCUGUCCAAAAAGAAGAGCCAAAACCCGGCAUGAGGCUUAAUAUUUCAAAGAAUGAGGAACAUUAUUGAUGCGAUAGCUCACUCCCUCUUUUGAAGUUCAACAAAAAUCGGUCAGUAAGAUGUUUUCUUUGUGUGCUCUAGUUCAGGCUCUGCCGAAAGCUGAAGCCGUUUUCUUCUCUAGCUUCACAUUGCUGAAUGAUUCUCCUUUAUCUGGGCACAUAUUACCGGGCACAUUUUUGCUGUGUAAUAUUUCUUUCAAGCCAACUGUUGGACCAAGCCAUUGGUUGGGUUAUUAAAUUGUGAUAAUAACUCAGUCAGAAAUAACCCUAACCUAAUUAGCACUGUUCCCUGUGUCCCUUUCAUCUUGUGUCCUCGUGUGUGUUCGCUAGAGCUUCAGUAUGCAGUAAUUUACUCCCAUUCCUUAAGUUUAAGAAAGCAGAACAAGGCAAGUUUUUUAUUUUACAGUUGGCGUAGUUGAACCAAAAAUUAAAGAAGCUAUGGAGCAAGUGACUGGUAUCAGUGCAAUGCAAGAAAUACAGGUUUAAACUUAACAUCAGGGAGUCAUGGACUCAUAAUUACCUACUUAAGUGUCAACAAGUUUUUUCUGUUGUCCGUUGUCACCGAUUUUACCUUAGUACUGUUCAGUAGGCUUGUGCGAGUAGUGAAUUUUGGGAUCGAAGCGAAUUCGAAGCAAAUAGUCAUUUUGGUUGAAUAAUUUCGAAUUGAAUUCGAAUAGUAUGUAUGACAUAUAAAAAAAGGGAAUAUUUGUCAUAACCUCACUAACCUUAUUUAUUUUGAAUUUAAAUAGGGGCUCUAUGCAAAUGCCUUUUUUUUUUUCGUUGAAAGGAAGUCGAAACAACUUUGAUUAGUAGUUUCGCUAGGAUCCGAGUAAUAACCUGUAAGAUACAUAACGUUUUAAAAUUUUACUUAAAUCAUAUAAACCAUCAUAACAAGCUCAAUAAAAUGAAGGAUUGAUUUGAGGGUAACAUGUUCCUUUAAAGGGGCCCUGCAACAUUUUUUCAGGUAUCCAUGGAGCCAGUGAACGUGCUUGUCGCCUCACAAAUUUACCGCCGCAAAGUUUCUAGAAUCAGUCCAGUACGAGCGGAGUUCCAGAAAUUUGUCGCAUGCUGCAGUUGCAUUCUCCAUUCUCGACCCGUCAAAAGAGCUAGAAGCUAAGUAGGGAAGGAUGGCACGGAAAAAGAAAAAAACGUCAUGGGCGCCUAGUGACCUUGAGCAUUUUUUCUUUCUCUUUUUUCUUCUAAUAUGAGGCCUUUCAAUGCGAUCCUGAACGUACUUGUGGACAAGCGGCGGCCUCACGCGGCGGUCCGAUAACGACGAGCGCGCCAUGAUCAAAUCAGCAAAUGACUGUGACCAGAGCCGUAUUUUCUUUCUUGGCUGUGACAAGUGAUUUUUGAGUUUGUAGUGUCCUUUGCAGAGGGAAGAGAGCAAUUUUUAGCUUUGAAAAUUCAUUGUGAAUUUCAGGCCACGUGCUGCGCUAUAAUACUUGCCUCGUGUGUUCUCGGUAGCCUCGACUACCGAUCGGCAGCGUUUUCUGACCAUGCUCAGUAAGUGUUGCAGGGCCCCUUUAAAUCUGAAGGGUGGCUUCGCGGCAAAGCAAAUUUCUCCUGAGUAGAUGUUUUCACGGUUUUGCAUUACCACAUUGCAGUGAAACAACCUUUACAGGCAGACUAAUGUUCAUUUAUUUGUUUAUUGCGAAUACUUCGAAAAUAUUCGAUAAUUUAAAUUCGAAUCGAAGCGAAUUCGAAUACUCACCUAUUUUUUCGAAUAUUCGAAUAUUCGCACAAGCCUACUGUUCAGCUUUCAUGCUACCAACAUGAAAGCUUACGCACAGUACUACAUAGAUUCCAGAAAUUAUUCGUAGAUUGAAUGUGUUCAUUCAGCUGAAACCCUGGGCAAUACAAGCAUGCUCUUCUGGGUCUUUUUAACAAUCCUAUUUAUUUGGGAAAACACUAACAAGGCAGUGAUAUCUAUAGUUAUGUGCAUCAUGGAUAAACUGGCAGGAGUUACAUUUUUAUGGCCGGAAUGUCUGAAAUUUAUCAUAUUGUUAUAUAUCACCUGGCGUACGUGUUUUUGUUGAAAUUGAGUUCAUAGACUUUAAACAGACAUGUCAGCAAACUAAAAGCCAAAUAAAGAGCUCAUUUUUGGCUCAAACCACACAGUGAAUUAUCACACCACUGUAUGAAGUGAAUUGAAAAAAAAAAGGCAUUUAGGAAAGAUUAUUUCUAUUUCUAGAUAAAAUAUAUACUUUGAUGCUUUUGGUUUGCCAUAACAUUUUGAAAUGCCCUUGUCUACACACUUUUGUGGUCAGAGCAUAUAAAGUUAUCUAUUGAAUAGUUAUAAAUUGCCAUGCAUGCGUGUCUUUGACAGCCAUUAAAUUUUUAUACAUCGAAGGGACACAUCAGUAAACUCAAAAUAGCAAAUGAUAAGAUCAUAGUUAGCUCGACCCUUGUAGUAAAUCCUCACACCAUAGUAAGAAGCACAUUGAAAUCAAAAGCAUUUGCUAGGAAAAAUUAUUUCUUAUUUCUAUUUCUCAUGGAAAUGUAUUCUUAUGUACUGGGUUUUUCAUAACAUCUUAAAAUGCCCUCAAAGACUGCUUUUUUAGGUGUGGCAAUAAGGCCAGUUUGGAGAAGUGGCCUUCCCUUAGUUAUUUAAAAAAGGUUUGCUGUGAAAAUUAGGCACUCAUUAUAAAGACCUCAUCAUUUUUCUUUGGAUGGGAUGUUGAGGUCCUCAGACAGACAUGGUGCCAUUAAUUUAGCUUUCACAAGUUGCAUGACAUUAAACACAAACACAAACAUGGCACAGAGGAGGAGUAAAAAGUGCACUUUCUCCAACCACCUCCUUGUUACACUUUCAGCAUUGAAUCUGCAGCAGCUCGCCGAUUUGUCUAUAAUAUUGUUCAGGAUUUUUGGACAGAAUUCUCAGCUAAAAUGUGCUUUCCAAAAGUCUCCUCGUAACCAGGCAUUUCAACUCCAAAUUUUUGUUCAUUGUAACAUAUGAAGGGUUCUCUUUGUCUAGCUGUUUAUCUUUAGAAAGGUGUCUAAUUCAUGAAACAAAACUAGUACUGCCAAAGUGCUUUGCAUUAGUUUUCAUAAGUAUGGAACUGACAUUUUGUUGCAGUUUCUUUUAUUUGGUUAAGUAUGGUUAUACUAUUACUGAAAUUGCCAUUGUGAAUUUGAUGCAUUUACAGGUAUUCUAAACAUUCUUAUGUAUAUUCUUUUCACUAUCUGUGCAUAUGUCAAUGUUUUAGUUUUUAUCGUUUUUUUAUGUAGCAAGACAUUGUUAAACAACUCAAAGAAAACUGCAUGUAUUGAAAACUAGUUGAAGUUAAAUAUCUCUGCAGCUGCUUAACUUCCGAUGAUGUUAAGCAGCUUUAUGAAACUCUACAUUGAUAAAGUUUCAGUAGAGAUGCCAUCUUUUUGCUGGCAAGAUACUAGCUUUUGUAGCUAUUUUUUAAACCUGCUUUACAUGCAGGGCUGUAUGUAUUAUAGGGAAAAAUUAUGAUAGUAUAAAUGGUUUACAUUGACUUGCCACGUAAGCUUUGACCACUUGCUAACACCCCAUUCGUGCUUUGCUCAUUCGAGCACUGUUGCAGAUAUUGUGCCAGUAAUGCAACCAUGAUGUGCCACUGUUAUUAUGCUUAUUGAGCAGAAAAAAAAAAAAGUUAACUUUGGUGCAGCUUUCAAGUGAAUGCAUGUUAGCUGAAGGAAAUUGGUGCAGAAGUGGUAUGGAAAUGUGGUUGUUUGGCGCAGAAGUGUUAUGGAAAUGUGGUGUCAAGAUUGGUUCAUAUGUGUGCCCACGAAAAAUCAGUGUAUGUAUCCGUGUGCGUGUGUGUGUGCGUGUGCGUGCGUGCGUGCGUGUGUGUGUGUGUGUGUGUGUGUGUGUGUGUGUGUGUGUGUGUGUGUGUGUGUGUGUGUGUGUGUGUGUGUGUGUGUGUGUGUGUGUGAAAUUGGUGCAGAAGUGGUAUGGAAAUGUGGUUGUUUGGCACAGAAGUGUUAUGGAAAUGUGGUGUCAAGAUUGGUUCAUAUGUGUGCCCACGAAAAAUCAGUGUAUGUAUCCAUGUGUGUGUAUGUGUGUGUGUGCAUGUGCGUGCUUGUGUGUGGGGGGGGGGGGGGGGGGGGGAACGUGCAUUCGUGCAACUGAUGUGAAACUGACUUGGCAACUAAAGGCUAUUAGCUUAUUUUUCUAUUACAAAAAUAUAAACUCUCUUUAUGAGUGAGCUAGGCUACACAAGCCAUAGAAAUUCCAUGAAUAAGAAAUAUUUUGAGUGUGUGUAUGUGUGUGUUUUUAGUAAAAGAAAGGAAAAAAAGUUUCUCAGGCUGCCUAGCAAUACUUUCAAAUUUGGCAAGUUUUCAAUUUUUUUCUUUAUUUGUAACAUUUUGCACAUAAUUACAAUAGAGUAAUUGCUACAGACUUGUUUUUCCUAUUGAUUGCACCAUUUAGUGAAGCCAAGCCAAGGUGUGGCACCCUUAUUCUUAAUUGUUCAAACACCCUAGAGUCUACUUGUGGGAGGUGUGAAACAGGGGGUGCUUUGUGCCUGCAUUUUUUUUUUUCUGUUAUAAUUGUGCAAAAGAAUGCCAUGUAUUUUGUGAGCUACUUUUGCAAGACACAUCGAAAUUGUGAUUUCAUGGCUUAACAAACGAGUAUUUGUUGUAAUUAUGUCUUAUGUGAUUUUUUGUAGCUUCAUUACUUUUAAAGCUGGUUUUAUAAACUUUAUAAUACUUGCAAACUUAUUUACUUGGUAAUACCUUGCAAGUUUACUUAUAUACUAGCUUUUCAUUCUCCCAUCAUGACGUGAUGGGAAUGCUGAUUCAACUUACAUUCAUGAAUUGCCAGUGAAGUGAACUUUAUUGAAGUAGCAGUUAUUUUAUUAAGUAGUGCCACCUGGCCAUUUUGAAGCAUGAACUUGUUUACUGUACACUUGCAUCUUCUUUUUUUUUUUUUUUUUUAAGAUGGUUUUAAAUGUACUUGUCUGUGGACCCAGGCUAGUCCCAUUGUACAUUGUUAGUUUGUAUAGGAACUGUGAGGACCAUCAUAUCAUCAACCUUGCAGUGUAUGUUUGGUCUUCAUGGCACUUAACAUGCAACAAGUGCAGGAAUCAUUAUUUUAACAUAGUGCAAGACAUUUUGUUAUUGUUCCCCGCAGUUGCUCACUGACCGGGGUUUGCCAAGCUGUUGUUGAGGUAAGAUGUGCUUUAACAAGGUUUUGCUCAAUGAAAACAUUACAAAUUCUACACUGUUGACAUUCUUGCAUAUUUGUUUCCAUAGGUUUUAGUUAAAAGACAAAAAGAAACAACAGUGUCCGCUGACAAAGAUAAUUUAUUCUUACACAAAAAAACACUUUUUCAGUAAGGUACAUUUGCAUAUACUUAUGAGCCAUGUUUUAUUGGCUUAUUGCUAUGACGUUGUAAUUUAAAGUGUGCCAGCAUUCUUAAAUAUAUUACUGAUGUUAGCACAGAGUUACUGGAAAAACUGUAAUUGUGUUCUGUUGGCCAUAAUCAAAGAUGCCCUACAUGUAUAUUAGUGCACUUUUUAACCAUAUGUCUUCAGCAUCUACACUAGCCUUCUUUUUAUGCUGAAGGUUUGAAUUGCAGUUAUUUGUUUUCACACAUCCUGACCUUGUUUGAAAGUGCCAUCACUGACCCCAGCAUGUCAAUUCUUUUCCACUUAUAUAGUUAAAUUUUGUUAUAAUGAAUACUUUUAUUACUAAUUAUUAGUCAUAGCAAGCUAAAUAUGAACUUUUGUUGGUCACGAAUCAUUUCAGCUACAUUCAUUCACUCUAUAAUCAAACUAGAAAUGCGGAGCUGCUACAGUAUUGUCAGAAACAAAAGAACAUGUGAGGCUGAAAAUUCAAAACGUAGUGUAAAAAGACAAAUAAAUGAACAAAACUGGACAAAGCUUCAAAUCAAUUGGUGCUCCCAGGAAUCAUAUUUGGGGACUGUGCUUCUGCCAGUGAUGACUUAGAUUUGGCACCCGAGCUGACUGAUCCGGAAAUUGUUAAUCAUCUAAGGUUGCCCGAGCAUACCAGCAGCAGUGACCGUGAAGAUGACUGUAAAAUUAGUGAACCACUCAUAAACACUGUGGACAUAACCAGGAUGAUGAGAAGUUACUCAAUUGGAGAAACUUCCAACGACCAAAACUGUGGCAGUAGAAAAGGGCAUCUCUUGUAUGGACAUUGGAAAACUUCAGUUUGCUUUCUGUGAAAAGCCACCAGGCAAAGAUUACAGUCUUCUUCAAUAAAUGAACACAGGCCUGUUUCACCAAAUGAACUUUGUUCGGUUGCAAGUUUAGGUUCUCAUUCUCCACUUUAUUUGAUAGUUCAAAAUGCUACAAACAGAGAGGAAGGAAUUAUCUUGCCUAUAGUGGGUUUGAAGCAAAGAAUAACACAUUAUCAUAUCUAGGAUAUUUGCACAAGCCUGGUUGCCAAUUCGCUAGAGCAGAUAUUUAUCUCUAGUGUUACAAAAAUAUGAAAUAGGGCAACAUAAUUUAUGGUUCUAAUGCUACUUCAUUGUAAUGGAGUUCGACUGCAUAAGCCUUGGACAAGCUGGGCUCGUCUAUAGUUACAUUGUCUUGCUGUCUGUGUACUCCGCUCAACUGGCAUAUAUGAUAGCCUGAGUGUUGGCAGUGUCAUGAAUUUUUGCAUGCCUCUCAUCCAAUAUGUUUGUAGAAAAAAUGGACUCUAUGCUACCAGUUAGCAUUUAAUAAGCAUUGCCCAUGCAAUGCACUCAUCUGUACUGUAAAGUGCACUCAUCUGUAUUGUAAGAAAAAAAGGAAAAGCCCGAGAAACCUCAGCCGUUAUUGAAUAUGUUAGCCUGUGUUUUACAGGGUGAAAAUUGUCGCUUGAAUAAUGAAGUAUUCUUACAGCAAGUUAUCUCAAGGGCAGUGAUAUAUAUGAUGGUUUGUCUCUCUUGUUUUGUCAUCAGUGCUAAUUGCUAUGUAUGUCGUAAAUUUUGACACUCUUCAUGUAACAGGAAGCUCAGCAAGUUUGUAAUGAUCUAUGGUUUGAAUGAAAAUUAGAAAAAAAUAUUCUUUUUUCUAUAGUUUUACUACUAUUAUUCUUUUAGAAAUGGCAUACCAACAAACCCAAAUGGUCAGAACUAUAGCUUAGACCUAUACUAUACAAAUAAAAAAUAAUCAGAAAGAUCACGAAAGGCAAAUUGCAGGAAGAAAAAAGGUUCUCUGUGGGGGCUCUGUGGAAGAAAUUGACCUGUGAGUCAUGGACACAUGGAUUCUCAACCAUGCUUAGAAAUGACAACAGUUCAUUAUAAAAUGUGUUUCCUUCAUUCCUCUUCUGUCUGUAUAUUUUUGCCCAUUCAGACGAUGAAUUUUUUUCUAGCAUUACCAAACUCCAAUCAAGUAAGGUUACUAUGAGGUACCUGUCUGAUCAAUUGGUUUAACAGUGGGCUCCACUAUCACAGAGUAAAGCGACACAUGUUACAACUUGAAGCACGAAACUUACUAAGAGCUGGAUUGCCUCAUGGCCUAGAUGCAUAACCUCUAGAUUAGAGAGCCACUGAGUAGGUGAUUUACAGGCUUGCGCAGUGCUUGCCUUGAUUUGUGGCUUGUGGUUGCAUACAUUGGCAGGAAGUUUGCUUAUUCGUGGUGACCAUCUUACAAGAAACUACUGUUUCUUCAAAGCUGUAAUUGGCUUGUAUUCAUGAACAAUAAGUCUUUCUAAUUUUUGAAACACCUAUUUACAUAAUGCCACAGGAAACAUGAACAUUACACUUGACUGAGAAGCUUGCCUUUUUGUACAUCUGCAAACUUUGUAACUAAAUUUUGCCUUAGGUGAGGUGUUGUGCCUGUGAGUUGGUAGCCGAAUCAACAGAAGUGAUAGUUUUAUGUCCACAGACACAUUACACAAGCUGGUCUUCAGUCUUUUUGAGUGGGUAGGGAUGGCAAAUGAGUGACUUUUGUGAUCUCUUUUUAUAACAUCCAUCAGUGUGUCGAGAUUGCAAAAAAAAAAAGAAAACAUUUGUCAAAAUGUGCACUAUUUUUCUACAUGCGCAUGCUUUCAUGCAGAGGUGUGCUUCAUUCAGUCACAGUGUCAUAGUGUAUUCAACCAUGUGUUUUCUGUAUAUGAUGAAAUGUGCUGCUGCGUGAAAAUGUCACCUCCAUUUUGCUAUGCAGCUUCUGUUACUAGGCUCGUGUUGGGGAUCAUUAUAGAAGCCCUUGGAGUAUAUUUAUCACUUACAGAGACUUUUUGAGAAAUGAGCUACAUAAACAACUAAAGUUCCAUCACAA